UGAGUAGACAUCCGUACAAAUGAGUGCGGCAAAGAGCUCCGCUUCAAAUAUCUAUUGCGAUCUUCAUGUCAAACUUGUUCGUGCGAACAUUGCGUUGGUCGGAUUCGGCUCAGAAGGACAAGCAAUGGCGGCAACGCGGAAUCUACAGUUGUCCUAAUUCCAAUUGCAACAAGUCCUUCAAUUGGAAGGGAAAUCUGUCGAGGCAUCUCAGAUACGAGUGCGGCCUUCUGCCGCGCUUCAAGUGUCCCUACUGCACGUAUUGCUGCAAAGUUAAAGCCGACGUGAGCAAGCACAUCACCAGGAAGCACAAGAACGCCACGGUCUAUGUUUUGGAUAUCAAGAAUUCUUUCGGACAGCGAAGCUAAUCGAAGCUUCCACCGGCUUGUUUUUAGGCGACUCAAUUGUUGACGAAGAAUUUGAUUUUUGUAAAUAAAGAUGAUAAUAAAGAGAGCGAUAUAUG
Molecule: messenger RNA, 460 nt
Organism: Linepithema humile (Argentine ant)
Lineage: Eukaryota; Metazoa; Arthropoda; Insecta; Hymenoptera; Formicidae
Source: RefSeq, a predicted model, not a curated record